AUGGCUGAUGUUAAAGACGUUCCCUUCCCCAUUUGGGGCGAUUCUACAGGAACUGGGGCUACCGAUAUUCCUGCCCUUGCAGGAACCACGGUAUUGAUGCCAAACUGGCAAUCGAUACCUGUGGCCGAAAAGACCUACCGUUGUAAAGCUUGCACUGGCUCCUCCGAAGCCGAUUCCCGCCAGCUUCGCUUUGGACUCGCCGUGCCCGGUGCCACAGCUUUGCGGCAGGGCCUCGAGGCGCUGUCAGCACAGAGGCCCCUGUUGGCGCUUUGGGCGCUGCUCCGCGCGGAGCGACUGGCCGCCUGCUAUGGCGACGAGGCCGCCGCUGCGGCUGCACGGCGAGCGGCAGCAGGGGUGGAGAUGCCCGUGCCGCCGGCUGCAAGGCGGAACGGCUCCCUGCUCCUCCGUGCGCCUGCCGCUGCCGGCGCUCGGGUUUCACCGGAGCGUGCCUAUGAGGAGGCCUCCGAGCCCAAAACCGAUGCCGCCUGGCGCUUCGAAGGCUUCCUAGUGGGCGGCGAGGUUCCACGCGUGGAUUGCGGGACCGAGGCAGGUUUCCAGAAGGCGCUGGGCUACGUCCGACGACGGUUGCCCGUGAUCUUCCUGAACUUGAACUUGAUGCCCUCAACGAACAAGUGGGACAUGAACUAUCUUCGUAGGCACACCAACGAAUGGCCCGGUAUGAACGUGUUGAGGUCUGCAGGUGGCGAGAACCGCUAUCUCUACUACGUGCCGGAGCAGUCAGAUCGAGAUAUGGCGGCCUUCGCCAGCGCCCCACGCCAUGCGAGCUCGGACAUGCGUUUGUCCUUCGAGGGGUUUCUGGAUACUGCCAAGCAGGAUCCAAGCGGCCGCUACUAUCUCCAAGCUCCGCUCGUUCUGCGCCAACCCACGGACGCUGGACUAACGGAGACGUGGUCCCCUGGCAUCGAUGCAGAGCUGCGCAAGGAUUGCGAGCAGCGAGUGAACCGAGAGCGCCUGGAAGCCUUGCAGGCGGCGGGCGGUUUCGGCUUCUGGUCUCGCUCGCAGCUCUUCGUGGGUCCGUCGGAGAGCUUAUCUCCGGCGCACUACGACCAGUACGACAACAUCUACAUGCAGGUGGAAGGCGAGAAGCACUUCCUCCUCUUCGAUCCCCGUGCUGCUGAAGGGCUCUAUGCUUUUCCGGUGUCGCAUCCUUACGAUGAGUAUGCCAUGGUCGACCUGCAGAACGUGGACUCGAAGAGUUUCCCUCGGGCCCGACGUGCUUUAGAGAAGAGGGGCGCGGUGGCCACUCUGCGGCCCGGCGAAGCUUUGUUUAUUCCCACGCAUUGGUGGCAUCAUGUUCAAGGCACGGCUUCCCGCGGCGCCUGGAGCAUCAGCGUCAACUUCUGGUUCGCCAUCCACAGAGUGCUGAUGGAAGGCCCACACCCAUUCCCGCAGCACUUGGAGCUAGAGCUUGCACGGCACGUCGAGCUGCUGUUGUCCGAUGUCGGCGGCAGUGCCUCCGUUGGUGCCCUCGCCAGAGACUUGCAGAAGGACGCCGAGAAUGCAGAGCUAUCAGAGCUGGACGAGACCUUCUUUGCGGUCCGACUCUUCCUCCUCGACCGUCUCAGCGCGCUGCUGGGUGCUGGCAAUGUGGCAAAGUUCCUCUCGGAGCAUUUCCCCGCUGAGCGCUUUCAGCGGAGUGUGGUCUCCAAAGCCCUGCGUGCGUAG
This is a messenger RNA of Symbiodinium sp. CCMP2592, 1686 nucleotides long. The record is from the annotation of a GenBank genome assembly. Lineage: Eukaryota; Dinophyceae; Suessiales; Symbiodiniaceae.